Molecule: messenger RNA, 2334 nt
Organism: Pteropus alecto (black flying fox)
Lineage: Eukaryota; Metazoa; Chordata; Mammalia; Chiroptera; Pteropodidae
Gene: RSRC2
Product: arginine and serine rich coiled-coil 2
Exons: 11
Coding region: 438-1565 (375 amino acids)
Source: RefSeq, a predicted model, not a curated record
UUUCCCUCCCAGCAGGCUGUGCGACGCGCCGGGCCUCAUCCCCUUUGUGCCAUCCGGGUCUCCAGCCCGAGCCAUUUAGUCUGUGGCGGAGCACCAGGGCGGCCGGUAGUGUUGAAAGCGGCAAGCGAAGGCGCCGCCCAAGCGGCCAGGACUCUGGACUAUGGCGGCUAGUGAUACAGAACGAGAUGGACUAGCCCCAGAAAAGACAUCCCCAGAUAGAGAUAAAAAAAAAGAGCAGUCAGAUGUAUCUGUUUCUCCUAGAACCUCAAAACAUCAUUAUUCAAGAUCACGAUCAAGGUCAAGAGAGAGAAAACGAAAGUCAGAUAAUGAAGGAAGAAAACACAGGAGCCGGAGCAGAAGCAAAGAGCGUGCUAAUGCGCGAAGAGACUGAACUGAAGACGCUGCAGACUCAGAUAGCAAAAUAAUAAGCCUACUUCAUGAUAAGAACCAACUUCUUCUUAAAACAGGCAAGAAGACAUGAAUCCAAAGAUAAAUCCUCUAAGAAACACAAGUCUGAGGAACAUAAUGACAAAGAACAUUCUUCUGAUAAAGGAAGAGAACGACUGAAUUCAUCUGAAAAUGGUGAGGACAGACACAAGCGCAAAGAAAGAAAGUCGUCAAGAGGCAGAAGUCACUCGAGAUCUAGGUCUCGUGAAAGGCGGCAUCGUAGUAGAAGCAGGGAGCGGAAGAAGUCUCGAUCUCGGAGUAGGGAGCGGAAGAAGUCAAGAUCCAGAAGCAGAGAGAGAAAGAAAUCACGAUCCCGAAGCAGGGAAAGAAAACGUCGGAUCCGAUCUCGUUCCCGCUCCAGAUCAAGACACAGGCAUAGAAGUAGAAGCAGGAGCAGGACAAGGAGUAGAAGUCGAGAUAGAAAAAAGAGAAUUGAAAAACCAAGAAGAUUUAGCAGAAGUUUAAGCCGAACUCCUAGUCCACCUCCUUUCAGAGGCAGAAACACAGCAAUGGAUGCACAAGAAGCUUUAGCUAGGAGGUUGGAAAGGGCAAAGAAAUUACAAGAACAGCGAGAAAAGGAAAUGGUUGAAAAACAAAAGCAACAAGAAAUAGCUGCAGCUGCAGCUACUGGAGGUUCCGUGCUCAAUGUCGCUGCCCUGUUAGCAUCAGGGACGCAAGUAACUCCUCAGAUAGCUAUGGCAGCUCAGAUGGCAGCUCUACAGGCUAAAGCUUUGGCAGAGACCGGAAUAGCCGUACCUAGCUAUUAUAACCCAGCAGCUGUGAAUCCAAUGAAAUUUGCUGAACAAGAGAAAAAAAGGAAAAUGCUUUGGCAAGGCAAGAAAGAAGGGGACAAAUCCCAGUCUGCUGAAAUAUGGGAAAAAUUGAAUUUUGGAAACAAGGACCAAAACGUCAAAUUUAGGAAAUUAAUGGGUAUAAAGAGUGAAGAUGAAGCUGGAUGUAGCUCAGUUGAUGAAGAAAGUUAUAAGACUUUGAAGCAACAGGAAGAAGUAUUUAGAAAUCUAGAUGCUCAGUACGAAAUGGCAAGAUCACAAACCCACACACAGAGAGGAAUGGGAUUGGGUUUCACAUCAUCAAUGCGAGGAAUGGAUGCAGUUUGAAAAAGAUCACACUUAACGUUUGGGACUUUAUAGACUUCUGGUUCUGAUAUCAGGUCCUUGUUCACCAAACAGCUAGCAUUCUAGCUUGCAUGAGUGUUGCAUUGAAUUUAAUUUAUUGAGAAAUACGAUUUUUUGUAAAUAUCAGAUCAGUGAUACUGGUGUUAGUGUUGUAAUCAGGUUAAACCCACUUCCAUUAAACUUGACAGGACUAUAGAAGGACAUUAUUUUUUAGUUCGUGAAUUCUACUUUUCAAAUAUAUAAAAGCUGCAGGUGGGAUAAAAAUCUCAUACAUGGAUUUUUCGUGUCCACUGUGUUGUGUACUUUUGUACUUAACCUUGUACAGUUAUUUUCAUCUCUUGAAACAUGAAAAAAACGUUAUGUAGAUGUUCUUUAGAAGAUCUGGCCAUUUGGUACAAAAUCCAGCACAAAUAAGCUGGGUGGUGAUGAUAAUAAAAAUGGUUUUCUCAAAACUGGUGUUAAUUUAAGUUACCUGGAAUUCUUAUUUGAAUUUAUGGUUGCUAUUAGAAAACACUGGCUAAAAAUUCCUUUUAAAAAAAGUUAAUUACUAUUGGCAAUACCAUGCUGAGCAAAAAUGUAAAAGGAAGAUGGGAGGAAUAAACGAAUUUAUUAAAAUAGUACUGUUUUCCUAUUAUAAGGGACAGAAUUGGUGUACAGUAUUUGUUAAAUAUUCCAUAUGUUAUUCAGGAAAUAGAUUAAUUCAUUAAAGGGAUGUAAGCACUUUUAUUUUAAUAAAGUGCCUUAUAACAAA